Messenger RNA from Strongylus vulgaris, 210 nucleotides. NCBI's taxonomy places the organism in Eukaryota, Metazoa, Nematoda, Chromadorea, Rhabditida, Strongylidae. The record is from the annotation of a GenBank genome assembly.
AUGGGAAGGAUUUUGGAGCGACUAAAAAUCCAUUUGGUCCUCUUACAUCCAACCAUUCCCUCUGUUCCACGUACCGUUAUUGACAUGGCUUCAGUAGACGCUGAAUCUCAUAUCCAACACUUAAAAUACUGUACUAGUCGAUCAUGGUAUGCUCGUGAUGGUGUGGACGAGAAACUCAAGGUAUUUGAACCUUAUGAUCGGAUUACAUAG